Lepisosteus oculatus (spotted gar) is the source of this 4187-nucleotide messenger RNA. The record is from RefSeq and is a predicted model, not a curated record. Lineage: Eukaryota; Metazoa; Chordata; Actinopteri; Semionotiformes; Lepisosteidae.
GUGCAGAGACAGCGCACAAGAGAGACAGAGUGUCCCACAGAAGAAGAACUGGGGGAAGCGAGGAAGCAGAGAGUGGCCAGACAGCAGCCUUUACGAGUGAGCGUGGCAGAUUACCAUGGUUCUCUACCUCCCACUGUGUUUACCACUGUACGCUGUAGCCCAUGAAAGGAACAGCCAGCCUCACUUAUCCCUUGCCCAAUACGCUGCCUGAAUGAGAGAGUGGGGGGAGCCAGACGUCAGCAUGGCUGCCAACAGCUAUCUGGCAGUGCCUGAUGGGUACGGCAUGUCAGAGCCCCUGCCGUAUUACGAUGUGCUGUCAGACCCUCUGAGCUACUCCCUCCAGGAGAAUGACCUUCAGCUGCCUUCCUACAGCCAGUACUCCAAUCUGCAGUUCUCAUCCAUGCCACAGGGGGCGCCUUCCCCACAAGCCUGCUACCCGCCUUACUCCUACAGCCCUCAGGGCCCGGAAGGACCUUAUCCACCUGGGAGCUGCGAACUGGGUCGACCUCCCUGCAUGCUGCCCACUGAGAUGGAGUCCAGCCUCCCUGGGCUACCCUUGCUGAAAAGGGCACGGCUGGGCUCUGGCGCGCUGAGGCUGCGUGGGCAGGACGAGCUGUGUGUGGUGUGUGGGGACAAGGCCUCAGGGUACCACUACAAUGCCCUUACCUGUGAGGGCUGCAAAGGAUUCUUCCGGCGCAGCAUCACCAAGAAGGCGGUGUACAAAUGCAAGAGUGGCGGGGGCUGCGAGAUGGACAUGUACAUGCGCAGGAAGUGCCAGGAGUGCCGGCUGAAGAAGUGCCGUGCCGUGGGCAUGCUGGCGGAGUCCAUGUUUGGUGGAUCCUCUCUAGGCCUGCUGACAGAGGUACAGUGUCAAUCCAAGAGGCUACGCAAGAGUGCCAAGCAGGGCUCGGACAUACUGUGUGCCAUCAAGCAGGAGGAAGACGAGGGCACAGAGAGUCGACAGGUCUCCUCCACCAGCAGGCUGCCAGGCCAGGGCAACACAGGGCUGACUCCUGAGGAGCAGAGGUUGCUAGAUGGCAUUGUUGAGGCUCAUCGGAAGUACCGCGGGCAACACGAGACACUACCCAGCACAGUCUUUGACAUGCCAGAUGCUGAGGAGGGCUUUGACAGGCUGGCAGGUCUGGCAUCACCACAAUGCCAUGCCUUGCUGCUGUUUGCCAGGAGUCUGCCUGGGUUUGAGCUCCUAGACUGUGAGGAUCAGAGUUCUCUGCUUAGGGGUUCCACUGUGGAGGUCAUGUUCCUGCACUCAGCUCAGCAUUUUAACCAGGGGCCGAAGAGGGCCACAACAGAUCCCUUGGCCUGGCCGCUUUCAGCUGUGUAUCCCUCUAGCCUGGAGCAUUCUCCCCUGUACUGGACACGUGGCCUGGAUCCCAGCCUGCGGUCUGGAACAGAAAUCCCUGGGGUCACAGAAGUGACAGAGGAUCUGUUGACCACAGUCCUUAGCUUCUUCCGCAGUAUGGGUGUCCUGGGGGUGACCGAGUCAGAAUAUGCCCUCCUCACUGCCACUGCUGUGCUUUGCUCUGAUCGGCCCCUGCUUCGUGCCCCCGCCCAGGUGGAGACCCUGCAGGAGCCUGUCCUGGAGCUGCUGGGAAGGGUGAGCGGCCAGUGCCACCCCAGGGACCCGCGGCGCUUCGCCCGGCUGCUGGGGCGCCUGACUGAACUGCGCACACUCCAGCACAACCACCUCCGCCUCCUGAGCCAACACCCCUGGGCACCCCAGGACUGGGCACCCCAAGACUGGCACCUGCACUAAGAGCGGAGUGGGGGGGGCUAGUGAUGGGGGGGGUCUGAGGGGCAGAGGUGGAGGAAGAGUGGGGGGAGAACAAAAGGCGAACACUGGAGUGAGAGAAGGAGAGAGAAGCAGAAAAGAGAAAGUAUUUUAGACAGGUGGGAUAAAGGAAGAGGAAGAGUAUGAAAAAGGUGAGGCGCAGAGAAGAGUUUAAAGGAUUGGGGUGGGAAUAAGGACAAAAGGGGGAAAGAGAGAGAGGGAGGAGGACACUGAGAAGGCAGGGAAUGUAGAUGAAAUAACUGGCCUGUAGGUCUACCGGUGUAUGGAUGGCACGCACAGUCCCUACAUGCCAGGAGAGUCAGGAUGUGCCCUCCCAGAUCUACAAGGGCAAUAUCACGUGUGUUGUGUGGAAUAGGAGCUCCAGCCCCACCCCUGUGCUGUGGUGAGUGCUGUGGACAGACUCUCUAACCAACAAGAUAAGAAAGCGGGGAAGUGUGUUUGGAAGAGGACUGGGGCACUGGAGAACGUUGCAGAGCUGAAAUGUUGGCAGAGCAGCGAGUGGACGAGUGGCUGCUGGAGAGUGACACGAGCGCUGAGUGGACAUCAAGGUCCUGGAUUCCAUCAGAGAGUCUCUGCUCUGACUCCCCAAAGCUGCUGCAUAAAGAUGACUCAGCCUGUCACACCGGAACUUGAUAGACGAGAUCUCAGUUGGACCUGAAUCUGAAUCCCUGUUGUGUACUGACAUUUGUUUUUCACUUGGCAUGUGCCGAGUGCUCCCCAUUUCAUUGACUCAAUGGAACAUUCCCUGUGUGCUGGCUGAGCAGCAGUGUGAAGUCACAUGGGUCAAGACAGGAACACCUAUAUAAUGCUUCAUCAGAAAGGAAUCAUGGGGCCAAUAGUAACACACAUUGCAGGAUUGCAUUCAUACCUGUAUUGAGUUAAUCAUUUUUAUUGAUAAUAGGAGAAAAUUGGUAACACACAAAUCACUGUGUUCUUCUACACAGUGUUCUACGACAGAACAUUUUUUUUAAAGGUACCAAAAACUAAAAUGAGAGAUCCUAUGUAUUUGUUGUACUGAUAUACAGUAAUUUGUAGGACAAUAUGGCAAAUUCAUGUUCCUUUUGGAAAGCCUUGUGCAAGAGCUUGUAUAUCUGCUAUUAAAUAGGAAAUUACAGGCAUGCAUUAUUUGUACAUGCAUGUAUUUGUCAUGUUGAUUUCUUUUUGCAGUACAUAUAGAUAGAAAUAUGUGCCUACACAUACUGUGUAUAGAUGGUGUUGCAUUUCCCUGCAAGGAUCCUUCUUCUGUGAUUUCAGUGGGCUGCAUGGUAGUAAGACAGCACGCCAAGAUGAGAAUUGCAACAAUGAGAAAUGAGAGCAGGUCUAAACAGGAGGCAUUUCUUCAGACUUCAGCAGCAGUAGGAGCGCUAGAGAAAUCUGUCUAGCCAUUUGGAUGAAGCUGAAUUGACCCCUCUUCUCAAUAAAAACGAUUUAAACAUUUGACCACUUGAGGGCGUCAGAGAUUUAAACAGCGGGAGCCUAACCACGCUACCCAGCCUUUCCAUGAGUAUUAAAUAGCGUACACUCACUUGACCGACACAUUUAUCCAAAUCACCUAUUUAUACAGCUGGGUAAUUUACUGGAACAAUGUGGGUGAGGAAUCUUGUUCCAGGGUAGAAUAUUGUGAGAGCUAAACCCACAAAUGCCUUUCCCAUGUCACCACCUCAGUAUAGUGUUCUAGUUAAAAAACUAGUUAAAUUAAUUUACCUACUACAUGUAGGGCUUAAUUAGUGUUCAGGAUAGUCAGGAAUAUCAUUGACACACAACACCAAAUACAUUUAAAUAAUUAGUUAAUAGUCUUUUUUUUUUUCAAGGAUGCAGGAAUUUUCCGGAACAAUCAAAUAUUCAGAUUUGUUUGUUUCAAUGCCAACAAUACCUACUCCUCCAAAAACAGCAAAAAAAUCCAUUGCUGUCUCUAAGUGAAUCUUUUUAUUAAAAGGUUGCCCAGCAAUAACCUUGUGGUAGUAGAAAUAAUCUGCAGGGUAUCCCUUUAUUCCUUUACACCCAGGGACAAGACUGCAUGUUAUGUUAUAUAUGCAGAGAGAACGAGCUGUUUCACAGGGCGACUGCAGAAAAGACACACAACAUGCACAUUAAAGGCAGUAGCAAAGACGGAAAUGACCUUCAAGAGAAUCAUUAACUGGUGUGAUUUUCUUUUCUUGAUUUCUCCUUUCAACAAAAAGGUUUUAAAACCUGAAUGUCAAGAGACAAGCAGUUAGUCCUGUGAGCGUUGUUAUAUUACUUCUUUGUCCCAGUGCAACCAGGUCAUCCUUGCUGUGCGGAAGGGAAAAGAAAACAAUUCUCUAGGAAGGAGCCUGCUGUUGUGCCGGUACCUUUGACCUCAGCCAAAAGAAUCUUUUCCUUUGUGUUUUUUCUCUGG